Molecule: messenger RNA, 2029 nt
Organism: Nematolebias whitei (Rio pearlfish)
Lineage: Eukaryota; Metazoa; Chordata; Actinopteri; Cyprinodontiformes; Rivulidae
Gene: prom1b
Product: prominin 1 b
Cellular component (GO): apical plasma membrane; cell surface; microvillus
Molecular function (GO): cholesterol binding
Source: RefSeq, a predicted model, not a curated record
GCCUCUUCGUGCACGUGAGAUUAGGCUGCUCUUAGCUGCCGGUGAGCGCGAGGACACCGGGGAGAGUGACGACACCCGCCGCCGCUGCCGCUUCUCCUCCGGGAAAAUGUCAGUGACGACCCGAGAAGCUCGGAGCUAACGGACCGGGCGCGAACCGAACCGAGCCGAGCCGAGCCGAAGCGGCUGGAUGUUCACUUUUAAAGUUUCACCUGGGACGGUUCUUUGGAGAUAAUAAUAAUAAUAAUAAUAAUUAAAAAAAAUAAACACCGAGAGGGAGGUGUCAGCUGCCCACCACCUGUUUUGAUUAUUUUAGUCGUUUUUCUGGAGCCAUGUUGUGGACACGGUGGCUCGUCCUGCUGCUUUGCUGGGGGGCCACCAGCUGCGAGCGGCGGGCGGAGGAGGGGGACGCGGCGCGGGGGGAGGUCAGGUCGGACCCCCGCAGGCAGCGCACCCCUCCGCCCGUGGAGCCGCUGGACUUCGGCUUUGUCCCCGCAGCUGUUUAUGACACGCACGCUUAUUACGAGCCUGGGACCAUGGGCAUCCUGUUCCACGUGGUCCACGCGUUUCUCUACGUUGUUCAACCAAACUCCUUCCCCACAGUCUGGGAGUAUUCAUCGCCUACACCGCCAACCAUAAUAUGACCUCUCAGAUUAAAAGCACGCGGCGACUCAUAAACACCAACAUGAGAGACCUGAAGACGUUUGCUAACAACACGCCUGUGCAAAUUGAAUACCUGACAGCUCAGUACACCACUGCAAAGAACAAAGUCCUGUCGGACCUCGACACCUUGCGGGAGACCAAAGAGGCCCUGGAGAAUGUCAGUUCCUCGUUGGAGAUCCUUCAGGAGGGGAUGGGAAAACUUCAGGCCAGUCUUGCAGGGGAGCGCGCCUCUCUGUCCAACACCCUGUCGGACCCAGCCUGCACCAACGGAGCCGUGUCCCACACCUGUAACAGUAUCCGAUCCACGUUGCCCCAGCUUGGAGUCAAUGCUGACUUCUCCAAGCUCCCAGAUGUUGGACACACCUUGACCAACGUCAACACCGUUCUGAAAGUAGACCUCAGCAACAUUGUUCAAAAGGGUUAUGCAUCUUUUAACAACACACCAACACUGGUCAAAGAUCAAACCAAAAACAUUGUGUCAGCACUGCCUCGAGUAAAAGGCAUGCUGGAUAAGAUUGGCAGUGAAAUAAUGGCCUUCUCCAAGAUGUUCCCAGUGGAGGCCUCUCUUGUUAAUUUCACCACUUUUCUGAACGAGCAACACAAGAGCAUAGAGUCAUUUUACCCUCAGAUUGACCAAAUGGAUUUUUACAGGUGGAUAGGUUGUGUGGCGGUGCUCUGCUCGGUCGUCCUGGUUCUGGCCUUCAAUGUACUCGGCCUGCUUUGUGGCUCCUGUGGAUACGACAAGCAAGCUACCCCCACAACCCGCGGCUGCCUGUCUAACACCGGAGGAAACCUGCUGAUGGCUGGGGUGGGGUUCUCGUUUAUCUUCGCCUGGGUGCUGAUGGGCCUUGUGACGACCCUGUUUGUUGUUGGAGGAAAUGUAGAGAAGCUGAUGUGUGAACCUCUGGCCAACCGACAACUAUUCAAGAUCAUUGACUCACCAUUCCUGGUUCAUCCUGAAAAAAGGAAUUUCCUUCCUGGGAUGCUGUUUCAGAAUCCAAACAUCGACUUAACAUUAGGCGCCAUGUAUCGGGAGUGCUACGAGAACAACGGUCUGUAUCACGCUCUGCAGCUGGAGAACAUCUUCAACAUCAACUCCUUCCUGAACAAAACAGUAUACAACAAAGAUCUGGCCAAAGUGUUUGAGGGUGUGCAGGUGGACCUGAAGGACGUGACCCUGUUGGAGCAGGCCGGCAGAGACAACCUCAUCAACUUUGCCAACUCUGGAGUCGGAGAUAUCGACUAUCCUGCUUAUCUGGAUGAGCUGAAUAAGGGAAUGACGGUGGUCGACCUGCUGUCCUUCUGCUCAGACCUGGAGGAGCGUGCCGAUCAACUGGUGAGUCCAGUUACCAUUGAUCAAACUGGUUAA